Onychostruthus taczanowskii (white-rumped snowfinch) is the source of this 4621-nucleotide messenger RNA. RefSeq names its product La ribonucleoprotein 4 (gene LARP4). Gene Ontology annotation, cellular component: cytosol; cytoplasmic stress granule. Gene Ontology annotation, biological process: positive regulation of translation. Gene Ontology annotation, molecular function: mRNA 3'-UTR binding. The record is from RefSeq and is a predicted model, not a curated record. The coding region runs from base 132 to 2369 and encodes 745 amino acids. The transcript is spliced from 16 exons. NCBI's taxonomy places the organism in Eukaryota, Metazoa, Chordata, Aves, Passeriformes, Passeridae.
UUUCUAGGAAGGGGUCUGGAGGAGGGAAAAUUUCCCUUUCUGGUGAAAGGGGACUGGAGCAUUAUGACAGUCAAGUCUUUAAAAGCUUAUGAGUUCCCAGAGUCCUUGCCGAGUAACCGCUGCCUCCGCUGAUGUUGUCGGAUGUCAAUAAAGAGAGGUUGAAGGCAACACUUCUCAUGGAGCAGGUAACAUCAAAAGGUGCUGGCUUGAACCCCAACGCAAAAGUGUGGCAAGAAGUGCCCCAGGGCAGUGGUGAGGCCGUGCCCCCCACCAAUGGCACAGAGCACACGUGGCAGGAGACAGCAGCAGCCCAGGGGACUCCAGCUGAGGGUAACAUAGAGAUCUCAGAGGACAGCUGCAAGCAGUAUGAAGUGAUGUAUUCCCCAUCCUGUGAAGCCCCAAGGAAUGGUGCAGGAGCUGAUGAGGCCUCAGCAAAUGGAAUUGUCCUGGCAACUGAAGAUCUGGGGUACCAAAUCUAUGAAGUGUCUGGUGAUGGCAGCUCCACUGUGUCCACAGAAGACAUCAGAGAAUGUUUGAGAAAACAGCUUGAAUUCUGCUUCUCUCGAGAGAAUCUUUCAAAGGAUCUCUACUUGAUGUCUCAGAUGGACAGUGAUCAGUUUGUUCCAAUAUGGACAAUUGCCAACAUGGAAGGGAUUAAGAAGCUGACAACAGACAUGGACCUUAUUCUUGAAGUUUUGAGAUCUUCUCCUAUGGUACAAGUGGAUGAAAGGGGGGAGAAAGUCAGACCAAACCACAAACGAUGUAUUAUCAUUCUCCGUGAGAUCCCUGAAACUACACCUAUAGAGGAGGUGAAGGCUCUGUUCAAGAAUGAGAACUGCCCCAAGGUGAUAAGCUGUGAGUUUGCUCACAACAACAACUGGUACGUUACAUUCCAGUCCGACACAGACGCGCAACAGGCAUUCAAAUAUUUAAGGGAAGAAGUGAAAACCUUUCAGGGCAAGCCAGUAAUGGCCAGGAUAAAAGCCAUCAACACGUUUUUUGCUAAGAAUGGUUACCGGGUCGUGGAUUCCAGUGUGUAUCCCCAGCCUGUGCAGACCCAAGCCCAGUUUGCCUCCCCCCUGUUUAUGCAGCCUGUAUAUAGCCCUCAGCAGUACUCGAUUUACAGCAUCGUGCCUCAGACGUGGUCUCCAAAUCCUGCACCUUACUUUGAGACACCACUGGCCCCGUUUCCCAACGGUGGGUUUGUGAAUGGCUUUAAUACACCAGGAUCAUAUAAAACAAAUGCUGCUUCUCUGAGUAUAGGUCGCCCAUUCCACAGGAAUCGGGUGAAGCCCCAUUUCCGCUCGUCCGGCAGCUCGGAGCACCCCGAGGGGCCGCCCGGCGCCGGGGCCCUGCCCAUGGGGGACCUGAGCAGAACCAGCUCAAGGAACUUUGUCAUGGAGCGACACAGCGGCUCGUUGAGCGGGCACCAAGACCAAGGGUAUUCCCAGAAGGAUUCUCCCGCGGCGCAGCUGGAGCAGAACGGCGAUUACGGCGUCGGCAGGGGCAGGAGGAACGUGUUCAGGGGUCGGAGGAGACGGGAGGACGACCGUGUUUCGAGACCUCAGCCUUCAGCAGAAACAAAGACUCAGACACCAAAGUUUGACUUGCUUGCAUCCAAUUUCCCACCUUUGCCUGGCAGCACAGCAAAAAUUCUGGGAGAGCCUGUGCUGGAGAGCAGGAUGUCCGACAUCGUUAAAGGAGUCUGCAAAGAGAAGGAAAGCAAAGACCCCCUGUGCCCCUGCCCUGCUCCUGCUCCGGAUGAACAAGCUCCCAGCGCUGCCCAACCGCCCGUGCCCAGCGUGAGCUCCCCGAGCCAGACGGAGCCUGUGGUGCUGAGCACGGUUCAGCCAGAGAGCAAACCAGAAGAAGUGUCUGCUCCAAAGGACGUGGCCAGCCCGGCUUCUCCACCGGCGUCCGUCUGUCCCAUCAGCGCUGCAAAGCCACCGAGGACAAACUCCUCCUCACCUUCUGCUCAAGCAAGUGCAGCUCCUGCUCUGUCGACACAGGAGCCUCGCAAGCUCAGCUACGCCGAAGUUUGCCAGAAACCCCCGAAGGAGCCGCCUCCAGUCCCAGUCCAGCCUCUGAGGGAGCACCGCGCCAACAUCGUUCCCCCUGCCAAAAAUGAAGAAAACGGUACGCUGGAGAAAGCUCCGGAGAAGGCUCCUCACGAGAGGGCUCCUCACGAGAGGGCUCCUCACGAAGGCCGAAUGAAGGAUUACUCCGGCUUCCGCGGCAGCGGGGCUCCCAGGGGAGCUGCUGGGAAAAUCAGGGAACAGAGGCGCCAGUUUGGACGCAGAUCUUCGCCUCAGGGAGCGCCGCGCCGCGUGGGCAAGGAGCAGUACGUGCCACCCCGGUCACCAAAGUAACGCUGGGCCAGCCAAUGAUUCUCUGUUUCACUUGAGCUGUGGACUAAAGAGCAGCAGAGAGACUGAGGAGGGAAGGAUUCGGGAAGGGGAAUACUGAACUGGAGCGUGGCUUGUUUGGAGAAGUUGUGGAGGGUCCCAAAAUUCAUCUCUAAAAGUGAUUUCACAAAUGCUGGAGGAUUCCAAUCACUAUAAAUAUAGAGAUUAUAAUUUUUGUAUUUUUGUUUUUAAUUUGCAGAGGGUUUCCUGCUUGAGAUCAGCUUUGGGAUUGUGAAAGUAGCAUUUUGACGAAGUGAAAGAAUAUGAAUUGACAAAUUAGCCUGUCCCUCGGUGUAGGAGGAAAAGGACAAGAGAAUAUUAUUUUUGGAAAAUGAGCAUUUCUGUAAAAUUAGAACUUUUUGUAACCUAUUUAACGUUUGACUUGUGGGCUGGUGUGUCUGCCAUGGAUGGCCUCUGCAGCAGCAUGAGCAGAGUGAGUGCAGCCAGAACUGUUGUCAUCACUUAGUCACUGAUGAUGAAAACUGAAUGUACUACUGUAGUGUAACCCAUGUGUUUCCAGCUUGAAGUAGAGUCUCUUGACCUUACUAAUAUUUCAUUCAGCAAGCUUUUUAAGGUAUAAGUUUUGCAGGAUACUGGAUUGUAGAUGAGAGUGCGUGGACAGCAGAAAUUGUCUGGUAGAUGCAGUGGAAGGAGGCAAAGGGAGCAUGUGAGAAUCUUUAUAAUGCCCUUUUUCCUCGCCUCCUUUUGAGGGCAACUCCUUAGGUUUGGGGUUUUGUUUGUUUGCUUUUUCCCUCUUUUGUUCCUUUCUCUAAUUUCUUUAUUACAGACUUUAGUGCGUUUUUCUUGGUGUGUUUUCCUGAGGCAGCCCCAGGGUAGGAUGGGCAGGUGGCUACACAGCACCUGGUGUUACCUGUACAGGUAAGGAGCCUGGAAUUCCUGCUGCAGAUGCUGACUUUGCCUUGCAGGUGGGAACUCUGGGCACUCACUGGCAUCUCUGGAUGACUGGGCAGCAAACCAGAGCUGUGGCUGGGUUUUCUCUGUGCUGACUCUGGAAAAGGCUGUUGGCUGCUGUGUUGCCAGAAAUCAGGGUUUAGGCUCCUGGGAACUCGUUGUUUACAGCUGAUGUCAUAGCAACUGACUCGUUUUUAACUGUUUAAAGUGGAACUAAAGAUGCAGAGUUAAGGAAAUCCCCUCUGGAGCAGUGGCAUUGCCAGCUGUAUGCUGACUGAAUUUGCAACACUAUUGUGCAGUAAGUGGUUAAGUUUCAGGGUGAUUAAUGACUGAAAUAGGAACACUGAGUGCAUUAAUCUGCCAAAAUCAGCAUACCAGGGUUCAAAGUUCUGUAUAAAGUGUUAGGGAAAAGUAGCUUCCAGCAGUAAGAAUCACAUCUUUAUUUUUUCCUCUUUUUUUUUUUUUUUUUUUUUUUUUUUUUUUUUUUUUUUUUUUUAGUGAAUAGCAAGUGUACAAAUUUAAAGUUGUAAGUUGUGAACACUGGAAAACUCAAUUGUGAUAUAUUCCGUAACCAUCUUAGUAAUAUAUGCUCGUGUUGCCAUAGAAUGAAUGUAAGUGGCAGUUAAAAUAACUGUGAAAUUUUUCAUCUUCUGAUUUCUUAGCCAGAUAACCCUUGGCAACUUGGGCCUCAGUAGGAAUUCUCUAUCGACUGCUUGGAGAACACUCAUAUCUAUUUUUAUAAAUAUAUAUAUAAAGCCAGAGUUGUCAUUUCUCUAACUUAUUAUUCAGCUUGGCAAGUGCUUUGAGUUGAUUCAUAACACAAUAUAAUGUAUUUAUGCAGUUAACUGUUCAUUUCUAGGCAUGUUACAAAGAGAGAGUCAGAGAAUCAUCGAAUGGGCUGAGUUGGAAGGGACCCAUCAGGAUCAUGGAGUCCAACUCCUGGCCCUGCACAGACACCCCCAAAAUCCCACCCUGUGCCUGAGAGUGUUGUCUAAAUGCCUCUUGACAUCAGACAGGCUUGGAGCUGUGCCCCCUUCCCUGGGGAGCCUCUUCAGUGUCCCACCCCCUCUGGGGAAGGGCCUUUUUGUGAUCUCCCACCUCAACCUUCCCCAACUCAGCUUCCUGCCAUUUCCUCGGUCCUAAAGGAUGUAUACAUAUAUAUUUAGAUAUUUGGAUAUAUAUAUAUGUAUAUAUAAGCCCCCAAAUCAGUAUUCACUUUGAAACUACCUGUACUGGGUUUGGGAGGGUUUGUUUUUUUUUUAAUUUAGUGAAAAAAAAUCGUUGAUCACAUCCACAAUCCGGGA